This is a messenger RNA of Archocentrus centrarchus (flier cichlid), 984 nucleotides long. RefSeq names its product P2Y purinoceptor 14-like. Gene Ontology annotation, molecular function: G protein-coupled purinergic nucleotide receptor activity. Gene Ontology annotation, cellular component: membrane. The coding region runs from base 1 to 984 and encodes 327 amino acids. The transcript is spliced from 3 exons. Gene Ontology annotation, biological process: G protein-coupled receptor signaling pathway. NCBI's taxonomy places the organism in Eukaryota, Metazoa, Chordata, Actinopteri, Cichliformes, Cichlidae. The record is from RefSeq and is a predicted model, not a curated record.
AUGAGUGGCCCUCAAGAAGUGACCUCAUUCAACAAGUCUUCAUUUUCCAAUGAGACAGGAAACUGUGAUCCAGUUAACAACUGGUCCCAUAUCUUCUUUACACCGGUCCUUAGUUUGGUGUUUCUGGUGGGUUUAGUCUUCAACAGCUUCACCAUGACGUUUUACUUCUGUCAAGCUCAGCAGCGGCCGUCCAGCAGCUUGACGGUCUACCUGAAGAACCUGAUGGCUGCUGACUUUCUGCUCUGCCUCAGCCUGCCCAUCCGCAUCGCCAACUACGCCAGCAGCUCCGCCACCAUCCACCUGCUCUACUGCAGCUUUGGAGCUUCUGCACUCUUCCUCAACAUGUACGCCAGCAUCCUGUUCAUGGGCUACAUCGCUGCCAACAGGUAUCUAAAAAUUGUCCAUCCAUUGGAGACUCACAUCCUACAGACAGUACGAGCCGCCCACAUCAUUUCCGGGGUCACCUGGGUUUCUUUCCUGAUCCCUGCAAUCGUUUACAUCAUCCUGUUUUUCAUGGCCCAGAAUAUGACCUCGGAAUCCAUCCACUGUGAUUCCCAGGUCAGCCUGCUUGAUAAAAUCAUCCAUCUCAGUGCCACCACCAUCUUCCUGUUGGUCCUCGUAUUCCUGGUCUUCUUCUACUACAGCACCUCCCGCAGGGUGCUUCUGGCACAGCAGAAGGAGAUAGCCGCCUCUAGCUCCAGAAAGUUGGUGAAGUCUCGCAGGAAUAUUUUGGUGCUGGUCAGCGUCUUCUGUGUUUGCUUUGUCCCCUAUCACCUGUCUCGGAUUCUCUAUAUGCUUCAGGUGAACUGCUCUGUGGUCCAGAUGUUGUACUACCUGAAGGAAGUGACCACAGUAGUGUCAGUUCUCAACAUCUGUCUGGAUCCUCUUGUUUACUUUUUCCUUUCUAAGGCUUUUCGGGCACAGGUGAAAAAGACGAUGCUGUCCAGGAAGAAACGGGUUGAUACCCAACAGGUACAAGGCUGA